AUGAAGUGCAUAGAUUUGGUUGGCCCAGGGUCAUCAGGCAUGAAUGGAACAGCCAUUUCAAACUUUGCCUGUGUCAUUUUUAAUGUUUCCUUCAUGAAUUGCACCUGGCAUGUGGGCAGGACUGCUACAGAAGACACCCAAUAUUUCCUGUACUGGGGGUCCUUUAAGAAUGAAAAUGUCACAGAAUGCCAAAAUUACAUCAAAGAUACCCAUGGAAGGCACAUAGGAUGUCGAUUUCAAAACGUGACAAUAAAAGAUAAGAGUCCUUAUUUCCUGAUAAAUGGGUCCAGAAGCGGAAAAAGCAUUCAGUCAUAUGAGCAUUACAUAAAGCUAUACAAAAUUGAAAAACUCACCUCUCCACUAAAUGUCACAGUGAACUGUACAGAAGCUUCUCGUAGAUGUAGUAUUUGGUGGCAGCCACCUCGCACAAGUCAUGUGGAAAACAUGAGUUGUUUCAAAUAUGAAAUUGUCAUAGAAAACAAGGCUGAUGCGGAGAAAAACCCCAAAACUCCAUCUAAAACAGUAAAAAUCACUGAAAAUGACUCCUACCUAUAUGAAAGCUUCAGCUCAGGAAAAAGGUACAGCGUCAAGAUCAGAGCAACAGAUGCAGGCUUUUGUAGAGUAAGCUCAAACUGGGGAGAGUGGAGUACACCUGUGGAGUUUGGAACACAGCAAUUUACAUCUACUUCAUCAUAUAUGCUGUUUCUGAUACCAAGCCUGGCAGCAGGUCUCACAUUUCUCCUUUGCAUGACAGUAAGGGCUUAUUUCAAAAAAACAUCUGCUGCAGUACCACAGCCAAGAGACCCAUUCCGUGAGCCCUCUCCAAUGGACUUCCAGAAAAUGCAUGACUGUGACCCAAGAAGAACAUUUACAGUUUACACUGUCAUUUCCCUGGGAACCCCCACAGACCUGGUUCUCCCUGCCCAGUCCCUGGAGCUUCCCCACCAUGCCCGGAGCCCAGGACCCCACAUCAGCCCCCCGGAUCCAUCAGCCCCGGCCCAGUGGUGCCACAGCAGGGCUGUUUUCCAGGUUCCCCCAGCCCUGCCCUGCCUGGACACGGCCCCUCCAAGCCGGGCCCACCCUCAGGCCCAUGGCCCAUCCCAGUCCGCCAGGAGGUGCCUGGGGGUCAGGGCCGCCCUGGGCCCACAGCUGCCCUGA
Molecule: messenger RNA, 1158 nt
Organism: Melospiza georgiana
Lineage: Eukaryota; Metazoa; Chordata; Aves; Passeriformes; Passerellidae
Product: granulocyte-macrophage colony-stimulating factor receptor subunit alpha-like
Exons: 10
Coding region: 1-1158 (385 amino acids)
Biological process (GO): cytokine-mediated signaling pathway; immunoglobulin mediated immune response
Cellular component (GO): membrane; external side of plasma membrane
Molecular function (GO): cytokine receptor activity; protein binding
Source: RefSeq, a predicted model, not a curated record